AUGGAUUCUCACGCAGCUCUUGAGCUGCUGGAAUACCUGCGCAUAUGCUAUCCGAUCUUUCUGCUUUGCCUCUUCACCGUGGCUUUCAUCGCCAAUACGAUGGCCACCGCCAGAAGAGUCGGAAAUCAAGAAUCUGUCCGCAUGGGCCCCGGGGGAAGGCCAUUACCCAAGCGCCAUCGUAGUGAAGCUCCCGCUUCCGCGGUGAAGGUGUUCUCACCUACCGUCAAGCGGUUUUUCAAUUGGCUUUCGGUUGCCCUACUCGUCACAUUUUUGAUAGAUGCAACGAUCUACAUCGUCCACGUCCUGGUUGCUCGAUCUGAGCACUGGUGGCGGGGCCAGUCCGCAGUCAUUUACAUUGUCGGGUCAUUCUUUUUCUACGCUGUCCUCUUAAUGACAUUGCUCGACACAAACCCGUCCCCAACCGUUGCCCAGUUUGUGUGCUGGCUCGCCGCCAUUCCCCUCGAAUUAAUCCUCGUCAGCACUGCGCUUUCUCUCUACACCUCACCUCACCACGAACCGAUUGUUGGUAACCCCGAAGGCGGCACACUUCGCCAAUCCAUCACGCCAUGGGAGCACGCUGAAAUUGCGUCAAAUAGUCUUCGAGUGCUGAUUUUGGUGGCUCUGGUUGCUCUGUACAUCAGUAAAAGUAUAUCCUGGAAGAGUCAGAAGGGCAGCCAGAUGCGUCGUGAAAACGGCCAUGCCAGUGAGUCCACUGGACUUCUUGACGCGGCAGCCGCAGAGAAUGGCAAUGGCAACACCAAUGGCCAUGCUUACGGAGCUACCGAUGGUUCAGCAGACAACAAUGCUACGAAACCGAAGCCCGAUCCAUGGGUCCGUCCAACGACCGUGCCUUCAACAAGUUGGUGGGAGUAUCUCAGUGGCUACUCACUCUUCUUUCCCUACCUUUGGCCAUCAAAAUCCUGUCGAUUGCAAAUUAUCGUGGUCCUUUGCUUCAUCAUCCUUGUUGCUCAACGAGUCGUGAAUGUCAUGGUACCGAACCAAGUUGGUCAUAUUACCACCAUCUUGGCUGACGAGGAAGGACAAGGUUUCCGUGUCCCUUGGCUGGAGAUCUUGAUGUAUGUCGUUCUACGAUGGCUGCAAGGUAGCCAGGGUCUUUUGGGCUCCAUGCGCUCCAGCCUGUGGAUACCGGUCAGCCAGUAUUCGUAUAUGGAACUGUCGAAUGCGGCAUUUGAGCAUGUCCAUGGACUGAGUCUCGAUUUCCAUCUGGGGAAGAAGACAGGAGAGGUCCUGUCUGCGUUGAGCAAGGGCAGCUCUAUCAAUACAUUCCUGGAGCAGAUCACGUUCCAAGUGGUCCCAAUGUUGGUUGAUCUGGUCAUCGCAUUCGGCUACUUCCUCAUCAAGUUCAAUGCCUACUAUGCACUCGUUGUGGGUAUCUCCACGUUCGGAUACCUCUACGUCACAGUACGCAUGGCACAGUGGCGCGCUGAAAUUCGAAGGACCAUGGUUAAUGCAUCUCGUCAAGAAGACGCUGUCAAGAACGAUUCGAUGGUCUCUUACGAGACGGUCAAAUACUUCAAUGCCGAACAGUACGAAUUCCGGCGUUAUCGCGAUGCCGUGGGCGAGUUUCAAAAGGCCGAGUACCAUGUGCUUAUCUCACUAACACUCCUCAACACGUGCCAAAACACGAUCUUUAUGUUGGGCCUUCUCCUCACCUGCUUCAUCGCAGCAUACGAAGUCGCCACUCACGAGCAAGACGUCGGUCGAUUUGUGACAUUGUUGAUCUACAUGGCCCAGCUUCAGGGUCCACUGAACUUUUUCGGCACCUUCUAUCGUUCAAUUCAGUCUGCAUUGAUCAACGCUGAGCGGAUGCUUGAGUUGUUCCGCGAGCAGCCAACGGUGGUCGACAGCCCGCAUGCCACCACCUUGCCAAUCUGCCAGGGAGACAUAAAGUUCCAAGACGUCGAUUUCUCUUACGACAAGCGCAAACCGGCGUUGAAUGGACUGACUUUCCACUGCGAGCCUGGUACUACCACCGCUUUGGUGGGAGAAUCUGGAGGUGGCAAGUCCACUGUCUUUAGACUCCUCUUCCGGUUCUAUAAUACUGAGAAGGGCUGCCUCAGUGUCGAUGGUCGUGACGUGCGGGAUAUCACCAUCGACUCGUUACGCAGCCACAUCGGUGUGGUCCCUCAGGACACUGUCCUUUUCAACGAGACACUUAUGUAUAAUUUGAAAUACGCGAACCAGGCAGCCACGGAUGAGGAAGUCUAUGAUGCCUGCCGGGCAGCCAGUAUUCACGAGAAAAUCUUGACAUUCCCGGAUGGUUAUAACACCAAGGUUGGAGAACGAGGUCUGCGCCUCAGUGGCGGAGAGAAGCAGCGGGUUGCAAUUGCACGUACCAUACUCAAGAACCCGCGGAUCAUUCUUUUGGACGAAGCCACAGCCGCACUGGAUACGGAUACCGAAGAGCACAUCCAGCGGGCGCUUUCCACGCUCUCACAGGGACGUACCAUGCUCGUGAUUGCUCAUCGACUCAGCACCAUCACGACAGCCGAUCGAAUCCUUGUUUUGGCUGAUGGCCAAGUGGCUGAAAGUGGUACUCACGAGGAGCUACUUGCAAUGAAGGGCCGUUAUGCGAGCAUGUGGCGCAAGCAAAUUCGAGCGCAAAAGGCCGCUAUCGAAGUCAAACAUUUGGAAGAUCGCAUCCGCAACGCCGCUCACAGCGACGAUAGCUCUAGCCAGUCUGAUGAGGAUCCCAAACAUAAUCGCCGUCCGGCACAAUGA
This is a messenger RNA of Penicillium diatomitis, 2742 nucleotides long. It is a transcript of the gene hmt1, whose product is annotated as putative vacuolar ABC heavy metal transporter (Hmt1). Gene Ontology annotation, cellular component: membrane. Gene Ontology annotation, biological process: transmembrane transport. The transcript has 3 exons. Lineage: Eukaryota; Fungi; Ascomycota; Eurotiomycetes; Eurotiales; Aspergillaceae. The coding region runs from base 1 to 2742 and encodes 913 amino acids. Gene Ontology annotation, molecular function: ATP hydrolysis activity; ATP binding; ABC-type transporter activity. The record is from RefSeq and is a predicted model, not a curated record.